UUUCCAAAUUAUUACAAGGCCUGCAAAAAAAAUAUAAGAAAAAAAGGAACGCAAUGCAACAAUGUGUGGGCCAGAAAAAGUCUCUCUCCUCACUAUCAAUUGUUUCUGCAGUGAUGAAUUACAAUCUUCAGAUCAUGUGUUUAUAACCUAUCAUCCGCAGAUAAUCGUUGUCUGGAGCUCAAAAAGAAGUAUAAACAUUAUUCAAAUCAGGUCAGUCAAAUGAACGUCUCUUUCACAGAUGCGAUUCGGUCCCCGACGUUCACCUAAAAGAGCCGUUCAAAAAGAGCCGUUCGUUCGCGAACGACCCAUCACUGACACUUUGUACCCAUCAGGAGCUUCUGCUUUUCAAAACGUGGUGUAUGAAUAUUCGUCAAAUUGUAUAUGCAGAGGACACGGGUCUGUAAAUAUUCUGUUUGGCAGAAUAUCCCGGGAGUGCACAACGCUGGCGAAAAUGGAGGGGUUUCUACAGAGAUGUAGCGCUGCAUUAAAGGGCAGUUCGGAGGGCAGCUCUGGGAUCCACGUUGUCCUUGGCAACGAGGCCUGUGACCUCGACUCCAUGGUGUCGUCCCUCGCCUUCGCCUACUUUCUGUCCACAGCGUCUGGCAGCUCGUGUAAAACUGUGGUGCCAGUGCUGAACAUCCCGAGGGCCGAGUUCCCCCUACGUUUAGACAACGUGUUCCUGCUGAAGGAGAGCGGGGUUCCAUCAGAGGCUCUGGUGUUCCGUGACGAGGUGGACCUGGCAGGGCUCCAUAGAGCCAAGAGGCUGGUUCUCUCCCUAGUGGACCACAACGUGCUUCCUAGUGCCGACAUUGACUUGGAGGAGGCAGUUGUGGAAGUCAUUGAUCACCACCACCUCGAGAGGACACCCUCCACCUCCUGUUCGGUCACCAUGGAAACCGUGGGUUCCUGUGCCACCUUGGUGACAGAGUACAUUCACCACAAGGCACCUGAAGUGCUAGACAGACAGGUGGCCCAAUUAUUAUACGGGGCCAUUGUGCUGGAUUGUGUCAACAUGGCCCAAGACGCGGGCAAGGUCACACCAAAGGACAGCCUUCUGGCCUGCCUACUGGAGUCGCGCUUCCCAGACCUGCCACCCAGGGGUGCCCUCUUCCAGUCCCUACAGAGCGCCAAGUUUGACAUCUCAGGUCUUUCUACAGAGCAGAUCCUGCUGAAGGACAUGAAGGCUGUCUCCGAAGGCGACCUGAGACUGGCAGUCAGCGCUGUGUACAUGACACUAGAUAUGUUCCUACAGCGGAAGAGCCUACAACGGGAGCUUUGUGAGUUCUGUCACAAACAUCGUUUUGGUGCGGUGGUCGCCAUGACAAUCUCUUUCAAUGAACGCAGCGAGCCCCAUCGGCAGCUGGCGGUCUACAGCUCCAGCACCCUCUAUAGGGAGGAGGUGAGCCAAGCAUUAGAAAAGGCCCGGAACCCCUCUCUGUGCAUCUCUCCAAUGAGCAGCCCCUUCAACGACAUCAAGUCCUAUCUCCAAGGCAAUGCGCUGGCCUCCCGCAAGAAAGUGCUACCUAUCCUCAAGGACUUCCUGAAGGAGUGGGACAAGAACCAAGUGCAUUGCGGGGAGACGGAGGACUUUGAGGAGCUGGACAACCACUUUGACCCCACGGGGUCGCCUGGAAUCGACGGAGACUCCCGCCCCCACUGCUUCUCGGCCUCUCGGCACCACCGUCGCCGCCUGUUGGGCGCCGAGGACUCUGGGAUGGAGGAAGACUUCCAGGUGCCGGCCACACCCAUGAACAGUCUGGUGGAGGGCUGUCCACUGGACGCCGGCCUGCCCCAGAUCAGCGCGGAAGCUAUUUUGGAGAAGUUCAGCUGCAUGGUAGGGGAAGCAGGGGGUAAUAAAAAUGUCAGCUGGCCAGGUGAUCAAUAACCUUCUGUUGAUGCCUUUAAAUCCUAGUGCCCCUGGCUCUCUGUCCGCGUGCACUGCAACCCAACCAAAAGACUAUAAGGAGUGUUCAAACUCAGAAGCAUAUCAAUCAAUUGUAUGUUUCAUAAGGGACAUCUCAUAGUGGAUUAUAAUGACAAUCCAAGGGGCCAUGUACAGUAACUCACUCACUGGUUAUAUAGCAAUCCAAGGUUUUCUAUCAGCAGCUCCGGUGAUUGACUAGAAACAGGGUUGUGUUCAGGAGGAACAAAACCGCCCAAAACGGAGUGAAGCAGGGAGGUACCAUCUUAAUUUAUCUAAUAAGAAAUGCUCGUUUUUGUUUUCCGUUGCAAAACGUUUUGCUACGGUGUGCCCAAAUGAACACAACCCUGGACUGCCGUAGCCAUCAAACUGAUCACCAAGUUCUUAUGGAUGCUUUACCCAAGUCAGGACUAACAACACCAUUACAAAGGAUAGGACAUCCUUCUAAAAUGACUGGCAAACCGGAUGAAAAAAGCAUGACUUGUACCUUCGAAGACUCCAGACAACAAUGAAGGUUCAAUUGUGUUUUCUCUCUGUAUCCCAUCUGAGUACAUGGGACUGCCUCAUUGGUUAGUGCCAUCUCCAAGUGUAGGGGGAGUAGAUUGGACAUUUGGAGAAUACAUGAUGGACUAAUGUAAUGAAUCUUUGAAAGGCCUAUUUCAAUGUCACAGGCAUUUGAGUGAAGCUUUAUUUUGAGGAGAAUAUUGCCCUGGAUAAUGACUUUAUCAAUUUUUGCAGCAUGUGUUUCAGCAGGUCAUUGAAAACUGCAGAGUUUGCUGUUUUUUAGUGCAACUUAUCUAUGUACAGCUUCAGUAGGGAGUUAUUAUGCUGAUUAUUGAGCACGUGAUAUCUACUGGCAUGUAUGUGCGAGCGCGUGUCUGUCUGACUGUCUGUCUGUGUGUGUGUGUGUCUGGAGUUCUUGGUUAGCGUGAUGUCAUGAUGACAUUAUCGUCAGGGUUGUUUCAGUCCAUAGUUUUCCUCAUUGUCGGCAUCCAUCUGGAAAAGAACGAAGAGAGAGAGGUGGAGAGAUACAUACCAGAUGCCGGAUGCAACUCUGCUGUUCAUUCAUGCAUAUGAACUGCCUGCCCUCAGUCAGAUCUCGAAAAUUGCAGGUUUCCUUUUUUUUCUUUUUAGUCAUGAAUCUUGUUCUGGAGGCAGCUCUGCAGAGUGGUCACUAGCUGGCACAGCCACAAAGUCAUACCUAACCUUAACCCUAAUCACACUGCUAACCCUAAUGCAUAAACCUAAACUUAAAUUAAGAUCAAAACCCUUUUUGGUUUCAUGAAUUUGUACAACAUAGACAUUUUUGAGUGUGAGGCUGGCCCAUCUACCGGAAAUCACAUAGUUUUGCCUCAAGGACAAGACUCAUCCCAAUAAACGUUCACCUGUGCUAAAUAUACUCUCUCUCUCUCUCUCUCUCUCUCUCUCUCUCUCUCUCUCUCUCUCUCUCUCUCUCUCUCUCU
Oncorhynchus gorbuscha (pink salmon) is the source of this 3384-nucleotide messenger RNA. Its product is annotated as exopolyphosphatase PRUNE1-like. The record is from RefSeq and is a predicted model, not a curated record. Bases 239 to 1885 code for a protein of 548 amino acids. The transcript is spliced from 8 exons. Gene Ontology annotation, molecular function: exopolyphosphatase activity. Lineage: Eukaryota; Metazoa; Chordata; Actinopteri; Salmoniformes; Salmonidae. Gene Ontology annotation, cellular component: cytoplasm.